Parnassius mnemosyne (clouded apollo) is the source of this 774-nucleotide messenger RNA. Lineage: Eukaryota; Metazoa; Arthropoda; Insecta; Lepidoptera; Papilionidae. The record is from the annotation of a GenBank genome assembly.
AUGGAGGACGAAAACAAUGUUGAUAUUAGUAUUCUUACGCAAAAUCAAUAUUUCUCAAUAUUUAUUAAAACAUGGGAAACUUAUCCAGAAUUAUGGAAUACAUGUUGCGAAUCAUAUCGCGAUAAAGUAAGGAAAAAUAAUGCGCUUGAUAAGUUGCUCGAUAUUUAUAAAAAAAUGAAACCAAAUAGCACGAGAGAAGACGUCAAGAAAAAAUUAAAUGCCCUACGAACAAAUUUUCGGAAAGAGUUAAAGAAGAUUCACAAAUCGAAAUCAUCAGGAAAAGGAACCGAUGAGGUUUACGUCCCGUCUGCGUGGACGUAUUAUGAAUUGCUGUUUUUAACAAAUGAUGAACAACCAAUAAAGAAAACUAUAGAGGAAGACAAAGAAAAUGAUCAAGACCAAUAUAGCUAUUCGAUUAGCUCAAUGGAUCCACCUCCAACUCCAGUAUCGGAAAAUAAGAAAAGAAAAAAGGAAAAUGACCAGCAAAACCUUUUACAGAGGACUUUAUCGUUUUUGGAGAAGGAUUCUUCUGAUCAUCAAGAAGAAUAUCAUCUUGCCAAAGUCUGGGCCGCUAAAUUGACAAAACUGGAGUCUACACAAAAACUUUUUGCGGAAAAGGCAAUUAACGAUAUUUUAUUUGAGGCACAACUUGGAAAAUUAAACAAAAACUCAGUGAAAGUUAAUGAGCAUGUACCAUAUACUUCAUCGCCUUUGCUGCCUAGACAGUCACUAUAUCAUCCCAGAGUAAACUAUAUUCCAUCACCUAGUCAAUAA